Diprion similis is the source of this 4530-nucleotide messenger RNA. RefSeq names its product BAI1-associated protein 3 (gene unc-13-4A). Lineage: Eukaryota; Metazoa; Arthropoda; Insecta; Hymenoptera; Diprionidae. The record is from RefSeq and is a predicted model, not a curated record. The coding region runs from base 324 to 4325 and encodes 1333 amino acids. The transcript is spliced from 26 exons.
UAAAUUGAUCAUAAAUCCGAAGCCUAAACACCCAAGUAAUUAUUGAAAAAAUCAAACUAUUAAACUCGACCGAAAUGGCGACGACAAUCAAACAGUCGUGAAUAAAACGAAAUUGUCGAGGCUCAGCUCUCUACAGAAGUGAUAAUCACUAUCCAUUGACAUGAAGCACAAGUAAAGAAAAAGUCAAAAACAACACGAAUGCACGUCGAAAAAUCUACCCGCGUAAAUUGAAUCUCGCGGGUCAAAAUCAGGCACAGAAGAAGAAGAGGAUAGCAAAAAAUCUACAGGGUAAUUAAAAAGGAAAGGAAAAAAGAACCUCCAAAAUGAGUUUCUUUAACUCGCUCCAGCAAUACGUCAGCGACAGCGUCGCCAGCUUGAGUUUGAGCCCAAAAAGAUUCUCGUUUAGUCGCGAGGAUUCUACUCAGGGUGGACCUGGCCGCAGUGGAUCGACGGGAUGCGUCACGUCCACCACGAACACCAACACCGUCACUCAGCCGACGAUUCCCCAUGGAUUUCCAAAGGUCGUUCCUCCCCCGGGUACGGUCACUUCGCCACACGCGCGUUCCUUGUCGACGCGUCGGCAAACGCUGGAUUGCACUUCAGGCUCAGGACUCACCGUGCAUCCCAACUCCGUCGGAGGGAGCAUAUCUCCUCGACGAGUUGGCUCCUUCAGACGAAAUGUAGCCCCGACGGACCGUCCGCCGCUUACUUUCUGUCGCAGGAGGCCAUCAUGGCCGGAAUUCGACAUCCAAGCAACAUCUGAGGUUCAGGAAACCGACGGUUCGUUCUUCGAAAGCUUCACCGCGCUGUCAUGGAAACAGGAGAACCGACGUCUUAUGGUGCUGCAGGAGGUGGAGGGCAGGGCGGAGGUCCCACCCCCGCCCUCGAGGGAGCAGGUCUUAAACAGCGCUCAGAACUACAGACUCAACAAGAAAGAGAUGGAGCAGUUGUAUAUCGAAGUGCUUUACACGAUCGCGAACACGGUCGGUGCCAGCACAGGACAAUACGCCCACUACAAGGAGGAUCUCUACAGAUAUGCCCAGGAAGCCUUCGGUGUUCCACAAGACCAGCACCGGCGUUGCCUCAAUAUCGCUUCGGAAGAAAAGCCACCCAUCGUCGUCCUAAGUGUCGUCGUUAUCGAAGCGGAUGGACUCGAGGCGAAAGACGCUAAUGGCUUCAGCGACCCCUACUGCAUGCUGGGUAUUCAGCCCGGUAAUGGCGGAGCACCACUCAGUCCUCAACCAAAUUUGAGCGCCCAUUCACCGCACACACCGCCGGCGUCACCCAGACAAGCGACUCGGGCUUUAUCCGACGGUGGUGACAACGACAAUUCUCAUCACGAGAAGCUGAGGAAGCAUCACAGUUUCAGGUUAUCUUUCAAGCGUAAGGAACACGGAAGUCGUCGUGAGCAUCGAGACUCACUCGGCGGAGCUGUUCCAGCAAAGUACAUUCGUGCCACGUCAGUAAAACCGCACACGCUGAGUCCACGGUGGGAGGAAAAGUUUCGCUUCGACAUAGAUGACAUAAAUACGGAUAUUUUGCAUUUGGAUAUAUGGGACCACGACGACGAAUCUUCGGUGUUUGACGCCGUGAGCAAGCUAAAUGAGGUUCGUGGAGUCAAGGGCCUUGGAAGGUUCUUCAAGCAGAUCGCUCAGAGCGCGAGAUCCGGUAGUCAGGACGACUUUCUCGGAUGCGUCAACGUGCCACUCCAAGAUAUUCCGAGUACGGGACUUGACUGCUGGUAUAAACUCGAGGCGAGGACACAGCGCAGCAACAUUCAGGGAAGGAUCAGACUCAAGCUCUGGCUAUCGACUCGCGAGGACAGAGGCACCUCCGAAGAGGACAAUUGGGGGGAGUUGAGGCAGCAAGAAAGGCUCUACACUAUCUUUCUUAAUCACGAGAUGAGCAAACAAGGGAACGAGUUCACGGGAGAGCUGCCUCAGACCGCGCUGACGAUCCUGCAUCAGCAUGCAGUUCAAGGGGAUGUUACGGAACUCCAGCAAGCCUUGAUUAGGUGGAUGGCCACUUCGAGGCAGCCGGGCGUGGACCCAAGAACUCUGCAUCGUUUGUUACAGGAUCUGGACUCCCUGUGGCCAACAGACACGCUUUCCAGAGACGAAGAGCAGUGCUUGGCCGACUCUUUCAACGUCUUUCUGGAAAUGGCGUUGAACCAGGUUCGCCAGCAUCGCGUGCUCUUCCCACCCCUCCACAGACCGGCAAUCGGAAGGCUGGACUACCUGUUAAGGUGUCUUGGUCUGCUCUCAAACAUGAAGGCCUUCUGGAAGUGCUGUCCUUUCAACAAAGAAAUCCGAGGCGAAAUCAUCACCGCGCUUAGGAAAGGGACACACGACUGGUACGAGGAGACAAUGAACCAGACGAUGUACUAUGACCGUGAGCCUGACCAGGACGCGGAUAAAGUGUUACAAGAUUUUACCAACUUGGUAACGACGUUGUUAGUCGAUCUCCAGCAAGGGUUGCACUACUACAAUAGUCUCUUCGAGAAUACAAACGGAGUUCCUUACUUCUCUGCCGUUUACAAGCAGCUGGAGAAAUUGCUGGCGGAACACGUGGCGACACACAUGGAGCACACAUCAGAGGUGCACAAUGAACUUGGCGCUCGAGUUACGGCGGCUUGUCUUCAGCUCCAUGGGCAGGGUCGCGACGAAGAAUACGUCCUUCCCCCAGGAGCCGAGAUCGGGACACCGAUCUUUGAACUGUACUUAGCUCUCCAAGAAUUCGUCAAUAUGAAAGACCAUCUACCGCAAUCAGAUCACAAGAGUUUGGCGAUCUGUUCUUACUAUCAAUGGUUUGAGCCGGCCGUCGACAAGUGGCUUGAUCUAGCAAAGUUAAAGGCCAUGCAGAGGAUCAGACGAGCUGCUGAUCUUGACCGUAUAUGUACAGGCGAGCUUAUCGUUAAGCACUGCACAUCCGCAGUUGAUGCAACCGCGUGUUUCUACCAGAUAAAAGAAUUCUGGAAACAAUUAGCCUGGCCGGAUUUACCAGGUUCAUACAAUUUCGUCUUGAAGAUAAUCGACGCGAUCUGUAGUGCCGCCAACUACUACGCAGAAUUGACGCAUCAGAAAUUGGCCGAAAGUGGCUACUACGAAGAAGUGAUUCCGUACAAAACAACAGAUGAGGUAAUCGCACAGAUGUGCGUCGCUAUCAACGGUCUGGAGUACGUAAGGCGUUGGCUCUUGAGUCUUGGAGAGGAACUGAACGUCGAAGGAGUUCUAAAGUCUCUCGAGGGUCAGGCUGGUGACUCGGUCAGACUCCAAUGGCGCCAUGCGCUGGUCUCACCUCUGGACCAAACUCCAGGCCAAAUGCUCUUGUUCAUCAAUCAAAUUAUAUCCAGAAUCGGAGCGAAGAUGAGGGCUCCGCUCAAAAAAACGAUGUUUCAUCUCGCCUGGUCUCCGGAUUCACUUCCCACUUCUGAAGCCAUGGCACCACUCUUGGAAUAUUUGGAUAUUCACUUGGUGACAUUGAACUCUUCCCUCUUGGCGAUUAACUUCCAUAGGGUCCUGCAGGAUGUUUGGGAAGUUGUUUUGAGCGAAUUGAGCAACCAGAUGGAUGGCAGUACUGGGGACAAACCCGCAGUAUUUUACGAGAGACUUCACGAGGCUUUGGAUCUUCUCGUGGAUUUCUUUCACGCCGAAGAAAAGGGUUUGCCACACGAGGUUCUUCGAUGCGAAAGGUUCCUUAACGUCGAGGAAAGGCUGCAGUACCACAAGACUGACACUGCCCUUCUCAUAGAUAGAUAUUAUCAGCAAAGAUUGCAGGACCAAAUAAACACGGACGCUGUUGAGUACGGCGUUCUAUCGGUGCGAGCGUAUCUGAACCACGAUUCACUCUGUGUUGAGGUUCUGAAUGCCCGAGAUGUAAUACCCCUGGAUCCGAACGGAUUUAGCGACCCUUUCGUUAUCAUUGAACUUUUACCCCGAAGGGUAUUUGCACAUUGUGCCGAACAACAGACCAACGUCCAAAAGAGAACACUCAAUCCAAUGUUCGACGAAUGUUUCGAGUUUUCCGUGAGUGUAGAACAAUGCCGAAGUCCCGACGCAAUGAUACUUUUCACCGUCAUGGAUCACGAUGUUUUGACGGCGAACGAUUUUGCGGGGGAAGCCUUCCUCGGCCUGAGCAGCAUCCCUGGCGUCGCGGACUCGAAUGCUAGCAUAGACAACUUCCAUGGGCUCAAGCAGCAGGAUCUGCCACUGAUGCAUCAGAAGAAUAAAAAUCAUCCAAUCCUGCAAAUUCUGGAGACCCGAACAGGCGACAAAUUGGCCUUGGACUUUGUAAAGAAGCAGAAAUUGCGCUUUGCCGCGACGUAGUCGAGUUUUCCAUCUAUUCGAAUAAACCACGAGAUAUCUGACCAUUUGGUGGUUGACACAAUCAAUAAAGAACCAAUCAAAAUCCAUCCCCUAAACCCACUGUUUUGCAGAGCUAUAUAUAAUAUAUAUAUACAUAUACACGUAUAUGGAUGUAUAUAUUUAUGCAUGUAUGUAUGUACAUGUGUAUCUUAUUAUACAUGUAGCA